AUGAGCGUCCCCGUCCCCAAGUCCUCCGACCCAUCCGCGUUCCAGGACGACGACUCGUCCAUCGCACCCUCCACCAGCACAGAGACCGGCACAUCCCCCACCUACAACAAGAAGGAUGUCCCCCAGCCUAGCAGAGUCAGCAGGUUCAUGGGCAAGGUCGACCGCAUUACUUCGGGUGUGAGCCGUCUCGGCACCGCUGUCGCGACCACCUGGAACCCGAACCACAGGCACGACGAGGAAUGGGAGAAGGAGAUUGACCGCAAAAUCGAGGACAUUCGCAACGGACACCGCUUCCGCUCCUUUGCGCCUGAACGAGAGGGAAACAUGGUCAAGUGGCAGAUUGACGGGCACGACUACUUUUGGGCGCUGUCCGAGAUGAUCGACAGGGCAGAGAGCACCAUCAUGAUUCUCGACUGGUGGCUGUCCCCCGAGCUGCAGCUGCGUCGCCCGGCGGCCAAGUAUCCCGAAUGGCGUCUCGAUCGUCUGCUGCAGCGCAAGGCGGCCGAGGGCGUUCGCAUCUACGUCCAGGUGUACAAGGAGCACGCCCUCGAGGACCUGCACGAGAACAUUGCGUGCCAGCGCCAUCCGGACCACUCUGGCGGCGAGCUCGUGUACUACUUCUCGCACCACGACAAGCUCUGCAUCGUGGACAACAAGUAUGCGGCGCUCGGCGGACUCGACGCCUGCUUCGGACGAUGGGACACGCACGACCACCCGCUCGCCGACGUGCACCCUACCAAGUUUGGCAACUCGUUGUUCCCUGGCCAGGACUACAACAACUCGCGCGUCAUGGACUUCCAGACCGUGGACAAGUUUACCUCCAACGAGCUUGCGAUCCAGGACACGACCCGAAUGCUGGUUGACCUCGUGCAGCACUUUUGCGAGAGGUGGAACUUUGUCAAGGAGUUCAAGUACAAGCACGAGAAGCGGAUGGACUGGCUGCAGCUCCCGUCGCCGUGGGCGGACGUCUAUAGCGAGACGGACGCAGGCAAGGCGGCCGAGGACAAAAAGUUCCGCGAGGAGCACCCGCACCUGUCCAGGUGGAAGGAGAAGGGACGCCAGCUGUACCACCCCUUCCACUUCCCGCCCUCGGAGGAGCCGCGGGCGCACGAGGAGGUGCCCAGCGGCACUGCGCGCGUGCAGGUCGUGCGCUCGAUCUCGGACUGGAGCCACGGCUACCUGACCGAGGACAGUGUGCAGCAGGCGUACAUCGGCCUGAUCCGGGAGGCGAACCACUUCAUCUACAUUGAGAACCAGUUCUUCAUCACGGCGAUCGACGACACGACGCCGGUGAAAAACCAGAUCGGCGCCGCGCUCGUCGAGCGCGUCGUGUCUGCCGCCAAGGCCGGGCGGCCGUUCAAGAUUUUUGUUCUGAUCCCGGAAGUGCCCGCGUUCCCGGGCGACAUCCAGGCCGAGUCUGGACUGAAGGCGAUCAUGGAGGCUCAGUACCGCUCGAUCAACCGUGGGGGCAAGAGCAUCUUUGAGAAGAUCCGCGCCGAGGGCUUCGACCCGAACGAGUACAUCAGUUUCUGGAAUCUGCGCAGUUACGACCGGAUCAACGCGGCCGAGUCGGUCAUCAAGGCGCAGGAGGAGGCGUCGGGCGUCAAGUUCCACGAGGCGCAGGUCGCCAUGGCCCGCCUCUACGUCGGGGAGGCCGGGGACCAAGUCGACGAGGACGAGUACGUGUACAUCGAGAAGCCACACGAUCAGGCGACGGCAGCAGCCGAGACGAACAAGAAGAAGACUGCGCGCGAGGCGGUGAAGAUCCCGCGCACCAUGGCCGAGGCGCGGGACAUCAUCGACCGCUUCGAGGCCGCGGGCGCGCCACAGGGCAAGCCGACCGAGGACAAUAUCUGCCAGCACGCGCUGCGGACGGAGGGGCAGACGCUCCUCGACGAGCCCUGGAACGGGACGGAGCAGGAGGAGCGCGACGCGCUCGUCUCGGAGCUAUGCUACAUCCACUCGAAGCUCAUGAUCGUGGACGACCGGCGCGUGAUCGUCGGGUCUGCGAACAUCAACGACCGCUCCCAGAACGGCGAUCACGAUAGCGAGAUCGCAGUCGUGAUCGAGGACACGGAGCUGGUCGAGAUGUCAAUGGGCGGGAGGAAGUACAUGGGCUCGAAACUGGCCACGUCGUGGCGCCGCGCGCUCAUGCGCGAGCAUCUCGGCCUAGCGCCCUGCCAGGUCGUGGGCAGGGAGACGGCACAGAUGCACCCCGUGCCCGUCCCGAACGAGUAUGACUGGGGCUCGCCCGACGAUCUGCUCGUCGAGGAUCCCCUCGGCGUCGACUUUAGCAGGCUCUGGCGCGAAACGGCAAAGGAGAACAGGCGCAUCUUUGAUCGUAUCUUCAAGACUGUGCCCAACUCGAUGGUCAGGAACUGGGGGCAGUACAAGGACUUUGUGGAGAGGAAUAAGGGCAUCAAGGUAAGCGAAGCGAAGGCGCGCAGCGGUAGUCGAGCGAAGCGAGACUUGUUCUCUGUAAAGCAAGACCAAGUUCCGGCGAAGCGAGACCUUGUUCUUUGCAAAGCGAGACCAAGUUCCAGCGAAGCGAGACCAAGUUCUAGCAAAGCAAAGACUGGUCUCUGCACAAGCACAGUUGGCUGGUCUUUGUGA
Trichosporon asahii var. asahii CBS 2479 is the source of this 2613-nucleotide messenger RNA. RefSeq lists its product as uncharacterized. Lineage: Eukaryota; Fungi; Basidiomycota; Tremellomycetes; Trichosporonales; Trichosporonaceae. The transcript is spliced from 5 exons. The record is from RefSeq and is a predicted model, not a curated record. Gene Ontology annotation, biological process: cell motility; intracellular signal transduction; phosphatidic acid biosynthetic process. Gene Ontology annotation, molecular function: D-type glycerophospholipase activity. The coding region runs from base 1 to 2613 and encodes 870 amino acids.